Syzygium oleosum is the source of this 2237-nucleotide messenger RNA. RefSeq names its product diacylglycerol O-acyltransferase 2D-like. The record is from RefSeq and is a predicted model, not a curated record. Gene Ontology annotation, biological process: triglyceride biosynthetic process. The transcript is spliced from 13 exons. Gene Ontology annotation, molecular function: diacylglycerol O-acyltransferase activity. The coding region runs from base 997 to 1986 and encodes 329 amino acids. NCBI's taxonomy places the organism in Eukaryota, Viridiplantae, Streptophyta, Magnoliopsida, Myrtales, Myrtaceae. Gene Ontology annotation, cellular component: endoplasmic reticulum membrane.
GUUUGUUUUCGGGAAUCUGUCACCUGCAUCCUGUGUAAGGUGACCACGGGGAGAGACUUCAAUUAGAGUGUGGAGGUGGCAAAUCCCAAAAGACCAUCGGUGUGUUUCCAAGAAAUUGGUGAUGGUGAUGGUGAUGGCGAUGGUGAAAAUAGAAAAAGCGGAAAAAGUUCGGAUUUUUCGGAGUGCGUUUUUGGUUGAUUUUGGAAGUGAUGGGUGAGGAGAGCGAUUUUAAUGAAGAUCAUCUGAAGAAGCUGAGAGUGUUCAAUUCUAGAGAGGAGUUCCCAUCGUCCACUAUAUCGUACGCUGUGGUUGGGUGCUAUUCACUUCGACGCCGUACACUAUGGGUCUUUGGGUUGCUUGUGGCAGUUAUGUUCAAUCCAAUUGAUGAUAGAAGCAGAAUAGGCACAAGAUUGUCAAGGUGCGUAUGUAAACAUGCUAGCAGUUAUUUCCCCAGUUACUCUGCACGUGGAGGAUAUAGAAGCCUUCGAUCCUAAUCACGCCUAUGGUCACAAUUAAUGGCAGCUCUUAGAUACAGCCUUGCUCAGUCUGGAACGACACAUCAGCCCCACAAUCACAUCAUCGCAGAGACGCGUCCCCUUCACGGAAAAGACAUUGAUGAACAUGGCCAAAGCUUCGAUUUUGGAGGCUUCCCAGAUGAGCACAAGACUCAAAUUGUCACGCGCAAGCAAAUGGCAGUAACUGGGUCUGCCCCAGGUUUACCAACUUAUCAUACCCACUUAAUGGGGAUGGAGAUGGGAAAUCCCAAAACACCAUUGGUGUUUCCAAGAAAAGGAUGACGGUGAUGGUGAGUGGUGAAAGUGAUGGUUUGUCCUUUCUAAUAAAAAAGCAGAAAGGACUCAUUCUUGGGAUGUUUGUCUUUUUGGCUUAAAAUUUGACAAUCCUCAGUAGCAGAUCAAUGCAGCACAGUUGCAGAUAAUAGAAAAGCGGAAAAAGUUUGAGAUUUUUUUUGCUGGGUUUUGGUUGGUUUUGGGAGUGAUGGGUGAGGCGGGCAAGAUUAUCGAAGAUCACCUGAAGAAGCUGAGAGUGUUCAAUGGUAGAGAGGAGUUUCCAUCGUCCAAUAUUAUGCACACUAUAGUGGCUUUAGGGAUUUGGUUGGGUGCUAUGCACUUCGACGCCGUAGUGGUUCUCUUCUCUCUCCUCUUCCUCUCUCCCUCCAAAGCCCUUCUGGUCUUUGGGUUGCUUGUGGUAUUUAUGUUCAUUCCAGUUGAUGGUAGAAGCAGAAUAGGCAGAAAGUUGUCAAGGUACAUAUGUAAACAUGCUUGCAGUUACUUCCCAGUGACUCUGCACGUGGAGGAUAUAGAAGCCUUUGAUCCUAAUCGCGCCUAUGUUUUUGGAUAUGAGCCGCAUUCAGUUAUUCCGAUUGGUGUUGUUGCGCUUGCUGAUCUUACUGGUUUCAUGCCUCUCCCAAAAAUAAAAAUCCUUGCUAGUAGUGCAGUGUUCUACACUCCCUUUCUCAGACAUAUAUGGACGUGGUUCGGUUUCACGCCGGUAGCUAAAAGAAACUUCAUUUCCCUCCUGGGUGCUGGCUACAGCUGUAUCAUCGUGCCGGGUGGUGUACAAGAGACCCUCCUCAUGGAGCAUGAGUCGGAGAUUGCAUUUGUUCAAUCAAGGAAAGGAUUUGUGCGCAUAGCCAUGGAGAUGGGCUGCCCCCUGGUUCCAGUUUUCUGCUACGGUCAAUCAAAUGUCUACAAGUGGUGGAAGCCUGGUGGAAAGUUGAAUCUGCAAUUUUCUAGAGCAAUUAAGUGUCCCCUGAUUCUCUUCUGGGGAAUCUUUGGGUCUCCUUUACCCUUCCAAAAUCCUAUGCAUGUGGUGGUCGGUAGACCAAUUGAGUUUGAGAAAACCUCUAAACCCACCAUGGAAGAGGUCAACGAGGCGCACGGCGAGUUUGUCGAAGCCUUAAGAGACCUCUUCGAAAGGCAUAAGGCACGGGUCGGCCACGCUGAUCUUGAGCUGAAAAUUCUCUGAACAUAGCUUCGAUUCGUUGUCAUUUAACUGGAGGCGGCCUGUGUUCAUAUGUCUCAAUCGAUUAGGAGUCUAAAGAGGGCUACUGAAUACGCCCAAUUCGAGGGUGGCAAGAGCACAGCCAUGUUAUGCAAAAUGGAUGAUCCAUCAUCAUCAAUCAUGUAUUCAGUUGUGAGUACUGAUGUUGACCUGGCUUUGUAAGACGAAUUAUGCGCAGACUUACUCACAAUUUGAAAUUUUUGAUGGUUUAUUUA